GUCUGCGCGACCUGCGUUGCGGCACUCUUUCCUGCCCCUGCUUCCCUCAUUCUUCUCUCUCUCUCUCUCUCAAAAUGCAGAGCACUGCAAUAUUCCUUCUCCCUCCAUCAAUUCCUCCAAGCCUUUCUCACCGUACCACCACAUGGGCUAUCAAUCCCAUACCUACGCCGCCGCAUUCGAGAUCCCUCGAUUUUGCCGCCUCCAUUAACGGCCUCUCUGGCUCCUCCUCCUCUCUUCGCCAGUUUCCGGUAACUCGCUGUUGCUCUUCGCCUUCCUCGUCGUCUUCGAGCUGCUUGAAUGGCUGGAUUUCGACUCCGCCUCCCGUCCCUGAUCGCGAACUGCGUGGCGUUGAAGUUAGGGCGGCUGAGAGCUGUGCCGGGGAGGAGGAGGAUGCGAAGGCGAGCGGUUUGAGCAAAACGUUGGAGCUUGGGUCUCUCUUCGGGCUUUGGUUCCUUUUCAAUAUUUACUUCAAUAUCUACAACAAACAGGUUUUGAAAGUGUUUCCAUUUCCACUAACUAUCAGCACAGUUCAAUUUGCUGCGGGAACUAUACUGGUUACUUUAAUGUGGACACUUAAUCUCUACAAACGGCCAAAAAUUAGCGGUGCUCAGCUUGCAGUAAUCCUUCCAUUGGCAAUGGUGCACACCUUAGGGAACCUCUUCACAAAUAUGAGUCUGGGAAAAGUUGCUGUUUCAUUCACUCACACAAUUAAAGCCAUGGAGCCCUUUUUCUCAGUUGUCCUAUCUGCUAUGUUUCUUGGGGAGAUGCCCACCACAUGGGUCAUUGGUUCUCUGUUUCCAAUUGUUGGUGGAGUGGGACUUGCAUCAAUGACAGAGGCAUCUUUUAAUUGGGGUGGAUUUUCGAGUGCAAUGGCUUCUAAUUUGACCAACCAAUCUCGUAAUGUCCUAAGUAAAAAGCUUAUGGGCAAGAAAGAGGAUUCUUUGGACAACAUUACUUUGUUCUCAAUAAUAACAAUUAUGUCCUUCAUCUUGUCGGCUCCGAUAUCUCUUUACAUGGAGGGAUUCAAGUUCACUCCUUCGUGCUUGCAAGCUGUGGGGUUGAAUGUCAGACAGGUUUACGUUAGGUCUUUCUUGGCUGCACUCGGCUUCCAUGCAUAUCAACAGGUUUCUUACAUGAUAUUGCAGAGGGUUUCCCCAGUUACCCACUCUGUGAGCAAUUGUGUAAAGCGGGUGGUGGUGAUUAUUUCCUCUGUUCUCUUCUUCCGCACACCCGUUUCACCUAUCAACUCUAUCGGCACUGGAGUGGCCCUUGGUGGAGUGUUCCUGUAUUCGAGGGUGAAGAGCAUAAAACCUAAGCCUAAGACUGCUUGAAGUUCUUUUGUCAAGAAAUUUUGCUGGUUUGGUUUGGGUUUUGAGGGAGGUUUUAAAGUAUAAUGAGUGGAGAGAGAUAGAUAGAGAAAAUUUAUUGGAGACCGUGCGUAAGGGUUUUGAGUCCCCCAAAUGAACAAGCUUGGGGUCUUAGAUGACCAAAAACAGAUAGCAUAUCAAAUUCAGUAACUUUGGUUGUAUGUCAAGCGGGGAAUCAAUAUUUUUCCCGUUCUAAUAGUUUCGUUGGAUUAGUAGGUCUGCAACAAUUUUCCAGGGCUGCAAAUAUGAUUUCCGGGUAUAUCAUUUGUAUAGAUUUGUACUUUUGAUUAGAAAACAUCAAAGAGUAGCCAUUUUGAAGGUA
Rhododendron vialii is the source of this 1689-nucleotide messenger RNA. RefSeq names its product phosphoenolpyruvate/phosphate translocator 1, chloroplastic-like. Gene Ontology annotation, molecular function: antiporter activity. The record is from RefSeq and is a predicted model, not a curated record. Lineage: Eukaryota; Viridiplantae; Streptophyta; Magnoliopsida; Ericales; Ericaceae. The transcript is spliced from 9 exons. Gene Ontology annotation, biological process: transmembrane transport. The coding region runs from base 75 to 1331 and encodes 418 amino acids. Gene Ontology annotation, cellular component: membrane; Golgi apparatus.